Melopsittacus undulatus (budgerigar) is the source of this 1749-nucleotide messenger RNA. RefSeq names its product zinc finger DHHC-type palmitoyltransferase 9 (gene ZDHHC9). Gene Ontology annotation, molecular function: protein-cysteine S-palmitoyltransferase activity. Gene Ontology annotation, biological process: peptidyl-L-cysteine S-palmitoylation; protein targeting to membrane. The record is from RefSeq and is a predicted model, not a curated record. NCBI's taxonomy places the organism in Eukaryota, Metazoa, Chordata, Aves, Psittaciformes, Psittaculidae. The transcript has 10 exons. The coding region runs from base 158 to 1249 and encodes 363 amino acids. Gene Ontology annotation, cellular component: endoplasmic reticulum; Golgi apparatus.
CCGGCCCGGCCCGGCCCGCGCGGCGCUGCCCGCACCGGCACAGGCGCCCAGCACAGCCCCGCGGGGCCCCCGAUGAUGCCGGGGGCGCGGGCGGCGGAGCAGCAGCGCCCGGACCUGGAGUUGUGGCGGCCGCCGCCGCCCCAGUGACUGCCCCGCCAUGUCGGUGAUGGUGGCGAGGAAGAAGGUGGUUCGGAAAUGGGAGAAGCUGCCGGGCAGGAACACCUUCUGCUGCGACGGCCGCAUCAUGAUGGCCCGGCAGAAGGGCAUCUUCUACCUGACGCUCUUCCUCAUUCUCGGCACCUGCGCCCUCUUCUUCGCCUUUGAGUGCCGGUACCUGGCAGUGCAGCUGUCCCCGGCCAUCCCCGUGUUUGCAGCAGUUCUCUUCCUGUUCGCCAUGGCCACGCUCCUGCGGACCAGCUUCAGCGACCCUGGUGUGAUCCCCAGAGCGCUGCCGGACGAGGCAGCCUUCAUCGAGAUGGAGAUCGAGGCCACCAAUGGGACGGUGCCUCAGGGCCAGCGCCCACCCCCGCGCAUCAAGAACUUCCAGAUCAACAACCAGAUUGUGAAGCUGAAGUACUGCUACACAUGUAAGAUCUUCCGUCCACCCCGAGCCUCGCACUGCAGCAUCUGUGACAACUGUGUGGAGCGCUUUGACCAUCACUGCCCCUGGGUGGGCAACUGCGUGGGGAAGAGGAACUACCGCUACUUCUACCUCUUCAUCCUCUCGCUCUCACUCCUCACCAUCUACAUCUUCACCUUCAACAUAGUCUACGUAGCACUGAAAUCUCUGAAGAUUGGGUUUCUGAACACGUUGAAGGAAACUCCCGGGACUGUACUGGAGGUGCUCAUCUGUUUCUUCACCCUUUGGUCGGUCGUGGGGUUAACUGGAUUCCACACCUUCCUGGUGGCACUGAAUCAGACAACCAAUGAAGACAUCAAGGGGUCCUGGACUGGGAAGAACCGUGUGCAGAAUCCCUACAGCCAUGGCAACAUAGUGAAGAACUGCUGUGAGGUGCUCUGUGGGCCCCUGCCCCCCAGUGUCCUGGACAGACGGGGCAUCUUGCAGCAGGAGGAGAGCACAGCACAGGUGGAGUCAUGCCCACAGGGGCCCAGCACUGCUCCGGGCACCGGGGAACAGACGGAGGUCCCUGUGCCACCCCUGAGCCAUGCUGAGAUGCCAGAGGAGAAGCAGCUAACUUCUGGGGAGCUCCCAGUCCCACCCCAGGACACUGGGCAAGCAGAGCACUAGCAUCUGCUUGAAGGAGAGAACUUUCUUGUUUUGUCUAAUGGAGGUGAUGGAGGAGAGGAGGAGAUGGGCUGGAUGCCAGGCAAACAAUUCCUCGUGGCCGCUUUGCUGUAGUCUUUAUUCGUGGCUCUGGCCUCGUGCGGUGCCAAAGGAUCCAGAGCAGGAGUCUCGGUCCCCGUGGGGACAGGCCAGGGCCUGCAGGCCAGGGCAGGACCUCUUGCUCUGCAGGUUGUCCUGAGGCUAACUACCGGCUGUUCCUCCACCUGAUGAGAUGGCUCAUGGUCAAGCAGCUCAGAAGCGGCGUUAGGGUUGGCCUGCUCCCUACUGCUGAGGAAUUCUGGUGGGAAGGGGAAAGCAAGUCAUGGCAGUAGCAUCCUCUCUCCCCUCCUCCCUUCUUCCUCUAUUCUGUGGCAUUGUUUUGUUGGUGAACGUGACAAGGGUUGUCAGGAGAGUUUGGUGCCAAAAGGACCAAGAUAACGGGGAAGGUGUUCUGCUGGCAGUGA